AUGGAGAAGCUGGAGCCUCCCGGGGCAGCUGGCAACCUCACCCUGGAACCCCCUGAAGGGGCAACCAGUGGAGUGCCAGUAGGCAUCAUAGGAGUCGAGGCAGGUUCUGGGCGCUCCAUACACUCCGGAGGAAUAAUAAUUAGAAGUCCUGAUUCUAGCUGGCCCUCUGAGGUGGUAGCUGUUCACGGUUCCAGGCCCAACCACCAUCCUGGGGAGGUUGUGGGUCACAGCCUUGCGGCUGGCACAGGCCCUGGCGGAUUUAAUCCCCUCUUUCCUGGAACCAGUGUAUCCGGGACAUCCGGCUUUCGAUCCACGGGGCCUGGGGUGCACAACUCGGGAUGCAGCCCGCGCUCCGGGUCAACUUGCUUGCACCCCCACAAACCCUAUGAGGAUCGGCCCCGUAGCAUCCUAAAACACUACAGCUCCACCUUGAUGCAUAAAUCCCCCAGUGUGGAAAGGAAAAAGUCUCAACACUGGGAUGAAAUGAAUAUCAUGGCCACUUACCACCCUGCUGGCAAGGACUAUGGAUUUAUGAAGGUGGAUGAACCUAGCACUCCCUACCACAGGCUACAGGACAGUGAUGAGCACCUGCUCCCAGGGCCCUCCCACACAGUGACUCCUGAGGCACUAACAGAGAGGUUGGCAACAAUGGACAGUUUAUACCCCAAAGUCCUUCAGUACGGUGAUAACAGAAGCUCAGGGUCUUCAGACAGCUUUUCUAAAACAUACUCCAGUGAUUUUGAGAAACGACGCAAGGCACACUACAAUGAAGGAAAGUUCCUCAAAACUCAGAAAAACCUGCCCUUGGAUAAUAACAAGAACAGCAAUGGGUAUAGUGAAAGUUUGGGCAGCGGUGGUCAAGGUGUGAUGCUGGGCCCAGGGUCCAAGCCUGUGGAGAGAGGCUGGGCUGGAGGACUAGCCAGAGGAGUCAAAGAUGAGAUUGGCCUGGUGACCAGGAACCAGAUCCCAGAAGCCAAGGAUUCCUCUGCCUUCAGAAAUCAGUCCCCAGCUUCGACCAUCACCAUGUUGGAGAAGGAAGCUGAUCUGCAACGAAAGGAGUAUUAUAGCAAACGAAGAUACCUGAGGUGUUGUCCUCACCCAGAGCUUGAGGAGGACACGGAAGAUGAGCAGGAGGACAGCUGUACAAGUUUGAACUGGGUGAGAGAGAAUUCCAUAAGAACUGAGGUCCGUUUGCUGGACCACAAGAGAAGCCCCCUUCAGGAUCACAGGCCAUCAAGAACUCCCUGACAGUGACACCACUGCAGUCUGAUGAAUCCCUGCGGCUUUGAUGGACUCAGGAGGAGGAAGCCACACAAUAGAAAAUGUAGCCAGCUGGAGAUGGGGAGGGACCCAACUUCCCCUGCCCUCACCACCCUAGGGGUGGAAAAUAAAGAGAAGAAGAGCAGGAGUCUGGGUGCUGUGAAUUGGGGGCCCAGCUGGACCUGCUCAGUUGCUGA
Miniopterus natalensis is the source of this 1457-nucleotide messenger RNA. RefSeq lists its product as uncharacterized. Gene Ontology annotation, biological process: regulation of signal transduction. NCBI's taxonomy places the organism in Eukaryota, Metazoa, Chordata, Mammalia, Chiroptera, Miniopteridae. Gene Ontology annotation, molecular function: protein phosphatase inhibitor activity. The record is from RefSeq and is a predicted model, not a curated record.